Verticillium alfalfae VaMs.102 is the source of this 975-nucleotide messenger RNA. RefSeq names its product activating signal cointegrator 1 complex subunit 3. The transcript has 2 exons. The record is from RefSeq and is a predicted model, not a curated record. Bases 1 to 975 code for a protein of 324 amino acids. Lineage: Eukaryota; Fungi; Ascomycota; Sordariomycetes; Glomerellales; Plectosphaerellaceae.
AUGGCGUCGAACGACAUCGACGGCGCUGAAGCCCAAUGGCGAGCUCAAUUCGAGGCCAUGAAGGCUGCUAUUUCUAGCCUUAACCUCUCUGCCGACACGAAGCCCACAGAGUUAGAUUUUGACGACGAUUACGAAGGCUAUUCUUCCGGAAAUGCCGCUCAGGAUGUGUGGGACUUCAUUUCUGACGACGAUGACGACUACAGCAGCGAUCAGCUGGACGGUCCCGACGGUUUCGCCCAGGCAGAAGAGUUCGGCGCCGACUGGUUCGUCGGUAAAUGCUCCGAGGUUGCGGCAAAGAAUGGCCUUUCCGGUGACGCCUUUCAAAACCAGGUCCUCGGAGUAUUGACCCUCGACAGAGGUGAGGACGAGGUUCAGUCCCAGCUCACCGAUCUCAUUGGUUUCGACGACCUUGAUUUCAUCAUCGAGCUCCUCGCUCACCGCAGCAGUAUCGUCACUGCGGUUACGUCCCAGGACACCCAGGAGGGCUCUGGCGGGCGGAGACUCCUGUCCAAGGCAGAGCGGGAUGAAGCUCUUCGCAGGAAAGACUACGAACACAAGACGGCUGUACUCGCCCCUCAUGUCAACCGGGAGAACGAGUACCCGCACGUGUACAAGGCACACUCUGCGAAUAACAGCCUGAGCCACUCGGGCCGCAAGUACGCGUUGCCUGAGGGUAGCAAGAGGGAUAUCUUCGAAAAGUACGAGGAGUACUCGAUUCCUGCCGGAAAGAAGGGCACGCUGGGUCCUGGACGAAAACUCGUCAACAUUGCCGACAUGGACGGCCUUUGCCGGGCCACCUUCAAGGGCUACAAGUCCCUCAACCGCAUGCAGAGUCUCGUGCAUCCUGUGGCGUACAAGACGAACGAGAACAUGCUCAUUUGUGCACCUACUGGUGCUAUGCUGCUAUGCUCACCUUCCUGCAGACUUUGGGCCAUUAUGGCCCACUUAACCUUUUGGAAAACCGUCGGUCACUGA